This is a messenger RNA of Spea bombifrons (plains spadefoot toad), 739 nucleotides long. Its product is annotated as dispanin subfamily A member 2b-like. Bases 1 to 402 code for a protein of 133 amino acids. The record is from RefSeq and is a predicted model, not a curated record. Gene Ontology annotation, cellular component: plasma membrane. NCBI's taxonomy places the organism in Eukaryota, Metazoa, Chordata, Amphibia, Anura, Pelobatidae. The transcript has 2 exons.
AUGGAGAAACGUGAAGAACAGUGUCAGCUUAAUUCAUUCAGCAACAGUGGAGUUUAUGAUUAUGAGCAACUGAAUGCCCAGGAGAUGAAGACGCAAAAUGUGAGCGCUCCUCACCCGCAAGCCACCGUGGUGACCAUAACACCCACCGACCCUCCUGUUCGAGACCAUCUGGUGUGGUCCAUCUUCAACCUCUUCUAUAUGAAUCCCUGCUGCCUGGGGCUUCUGGCCCUUGUGUUCUCUGUCAAGACACGUGAUCGGAAGAUAAUUGGCGAUGCCAAUGCGGCCAAAAGUUAUGGCUCGACAGCCCUGUCCCUCAACAUUGCGGCCACUGUACUCGGCAUUCUCACCAUCAUUCUUUUUAUCAUCCUGCUAUCAGCUGGGGUUUUUAGACUUACCAUGUGAUGUCAAGCAGAGUAUUCUAUAGGCCAUUGUUAGAAUGUGUGGUUGGGGAGCACUGGGCAGGAACACCCCAAUGCAGGAACACCCCAAUUGUCAUCCAUGGUGGUUGUUCCAAAUAUAGAACUUGGAUAUGUAUGUUUCAUGUUAUAUUUAGAACACGUUGUACUGAUAUUUAGUGCACCAAUCUAAUACCUUUUUACUCUCAGGCAAUUUGUAUUUUUUUGUGUUAUCAUAUAAACAACUGUUUUGUUUUUUUGUGUUAAAUCUUGGACAAUAUUUGAAUACACUUUUUGUCUGUUAGUUUUUGUUUUAGUUACCAUAAUAAACAUAUAGAAACAUG